AUGAAACCAAGUUUAAAUGAAAGAAUUAAAGUUGAAUCUGAUUUUGAUCCAGAUAAAGGUUCAUUCAAACAAUUUCUAUGCUAUCUACCAAAACAAAACAGAGAUAUACUUGUUGAAUUGUUUGAUAUUUGUGCACAGGUAACUGCUGAAUCACACAUAAACAAUAUGCCAGUUGAACGCUUAGUUAAGACAUUGGCCCUUUGUAUUCUGGGUGAUAAAGAUAAACCACUUGAAGGUUUUGAAGGAGCCUAUAACGAGUGGACAAAAUGCUCUCAAGCUUGUCUACACUUAUUCCUGGCUUAUCUUCGUGAGAAAGCUGUCUCUACUGAAUUAAACCCACGUCUCACUAUCUUGAUAGACAAUUAUGUUGAAGAUAGAAAAAAAUCUGUUACAUCCGUGUACUUUAAAGCUUCUAAUACUGAAUCAGAUGAUGCAAGUCAUAAAAUGAAACAAGAGCCAAUCACCCCCUCAAAAAUUUUCCGGACACAAUCCACUACUUCAAUUAAUGAACUAGCAAAAGAACAAGAAGAAAAGGGUUAUGAAGAAAAAUAUGAUGGUGAUCUUUUGCUUGGCUUUAAAUCAGGCGUGACAGAACAAGAUAAAACCUUACUUGGAAAUUCAAGGACCAGAACAACAAAUCAAGAUUUUCAAAAGCAGCACGAACAAAUUUCUUCUCAUCAAGAAAAAUUAACAUCAACAAUUCCUCAUCUUCUAUCUCACUCGAGGACAAAUGUUGACAACUCUUUACCGAUUGAUGAUGACCAAUUAAAAGAAUGGAUUGGUGAUAUAUUAAAAGAUCGUGAAUUUCCUCAAUUCGUAUCAAGAGUGGAAAGAUUAUUGAAAGAAAAAUUUAUGGGCUAUGAAAUGUGA
Molecule: messenger RNA, 870 nt
Organism: Entrophospora sp. SA101
Lineage: Eukaryota; Fungi; Glomeromycota; Glomeromycetes; Entrophosporales; Entrophosporaceae
Source: the annotation of a GenBank genome assembly